Aegilops tauschii subsp. strangulata is the source of this 5226-nucleotide messenger RNA. RefSeq lists its product as uncharacterized. The record is from RefSeq and is a predicted model, not a curated record. NCBI's taxonomy places the organism in Eukaryota, Viridiplantae, Streptophyta, Magnoliopsida, Poales, Poaceae.
GCCGCCGCCCACCCCCACCCCGUAUGGCCUCCCUUGUAGACAGAUUGCUGUACGCACAACCCUAAAUCUAUCGGUUUUGGUCUCUCUCGCCGCCGGAUCGCCGGUCCCCAACCCCCACGGCCGCCUCCGUCAGUAAGGCAUCGCCAUGUCUGCCGCUCCAGAAGCUCCUCCUUCCGAAGGUCCUCCAUCGUUCAUCGCCAUGUCUGCCGCUCCGGAAGCUCCUCCUUCCGAAGGUCCUUCAUCGUCGGUCGCCAUAUCCACCUCCCCCUUCCCCAACUGGAUACUGCUGGAGAGCUUUGUCUUCCGCAGGGACGACAAGAAGUCUUUUCCGGACGACACAAAGGCACCCAUCAGGGCGUCCGGCAUCACCUCCUGGAACGCUCCCUUCCGGAUUGCCUUCUCCCUUGCCAAGCCCCCGCUCGCUUCCCGCCUCUAUGCAAAGUUGCGACGCUUUCCAGAUCCUAGUCAAGAGACGCCUUUAGCCAUAGUGGCGACCCACUUCAAUCUACUGCUGCUUCGCGUAGGUACCAAAAUCCCUGCACGAGGGCUAGUGCAGGACUUCUUUAUCUGCAAUGCCUAUGAACCUUCCACGCUCAAAGCUUUGCCUCCUUGUAGAGAGCCCUACACAGAUUAUAGCCGCAGCAGCGGUGACAACCUACCUCGUGGUCGACCCCUCCAGAAGGAGGAGCGACGCCUGCUUGAGGUUCAAUCAAUGGGGCUCUUGUGCGGAGGCGGGGAGAAGUUUGCGGUGGCAGAGCUCUGCGUUUUCAAGACCAUCCACUUAAAAUCAUAUGCUGACAUUUGUUUGCUAUGCUCUCCCACAUCAGCCGCCCCUGUCCUUGGCGGCAAUUGGAACUCGUUCCGUGUACCAAUCCUUGGCAUUGACAGCAAUGAUCCAUGGCACAUUUGUUGCUGGGACACUGACACUGUCAUUACUUUUAGGCACUGGCUGUGCUGGAUCGAUUAUCAUCGUGGUAUUCUAUUCUUUGACGUGUUCGGAGAGCCUGUCCCUACCGUCACAUUCCUUGCUUUUCCUCUUGAUGAGUAUCCUUCCCCGCACAGUCUCAAAGAGGUCAAGCCAUCCAGCCCUCUCAAAUCCAGCCGGUUGUAUCGUGGUGCGUCUGUCUUAUUUGGUGGCAAUAUGAUCAAAUUUGUCAAUGUCACCCGCCACGACGGCAUUGGUUAUGGAGAACUCAAACCUCGUUCAGGCUUCACCAUCACCUGCCACACCCUCGAGUUAGGCGACACCCCAGUGAUAGGCAAUGCAAGGUGGAAGUUAGACUACAAGAUUACUUCUGAUGAGCUUUGGUCCGCCAAUCCUCCUGAGCAUCUUCCACACAACAUUCUCAUGUUCCCUCAAAUAGACUUAGACAUGCCACAUCUAGUGCACUUUAUCAUCAGCGAGUUUGAAUUCGUUAUUAAGAAGAUGUGGUUGGUGUCCAUUGAUAUGAAAACUAAGGAGGUGAAAUCAUUUGCUCCGUACAUCAGUGGGAAGGAAGGACUUGAAACAGACGACGCAGACUUGAUCAGAGAAAGGUCUGACGCUCCCAUGCCCUUCCUACCCUGUGAUUUCUCCAGGUUUCUCCGUCUCUCAAGGUUGAGCAAGGAUAUGGAAUGACUCACGGUGUACAUUUAAGUUCAGCUACCAUGGUGGCCAGAGAUUUUCCAUCAACUUCAUUUGUUCCUCAAUCUCUCGAGCAACUGAAACAUUCUUCUUAAUAGUACCGUAGCCUUUAGGUUCACCUUUCUUCUCUGAAUUUUGCUACUGGUUCUUACAAAAAGUGGGCCUGACAUUUAAAUUUAACAUUACUCGUAUCCACCACAAAUAUGAGGACAUCUCUACCCCUCAUACAUUAACGGUCAUCCACCUGAACAGAUACCUGAAAACUAAAUAUUUUCAGUUGUUAGAAGUAUAUACCAACACACAAGCACAUAUAACACUUGAGGAUUAACAGACUUCACUACCUUACACUGAAAAAAAAAAAUCAAAAUCGAAGACAGCACAGGUGGAUUUUGGAUGUACCAAGUUCAUCAGAAUCACAUGAAUCCAUAAAACUCUGGCCGCCGGUGUGAAUUAGAAGUAUAUAGGGAAACAAAUGAAAAGAUGCCUGAUUUUAACUAUUGUUUCAGUGCAAACUAAACAUUGCCUCUUACCAAAUUGUGCCAGAUGAUUGGGUGGGAGUCUUGAUCUAGUAUGUGUCUUAUAAAUGUUUAUGACAUUGUCUAACUAGUCUGAAACCUGUGAGUCAUCAAAAUGAAAUAUAGAAGCAUCUCAAGUCCCUUCAAUAUGGAUUUUUCUUAGUACUACUGGAACUUGUGCUGCUAAACUUCCAUCACUCUGUGAUGAAGGAAAAGGAGCAAAAAAUCGGGAGGAAAUCAUGUGGUAAGCACCUGAAAAGCACUUGAAAAUUUCAUGACAGUACCUGCUUGGUUUACAAUGAACAGUAGCAUGAAAGAGUUACUCCAGCUAAUUUGUCAGACACACAUAACUGGAAGGCAUAGUGCCAAAACCACCCAGCAUAUAGAUGAAUCAAUAUUAAAUGGAACUAAAUAAUGCACGUCUCUAUUCUAGUGGUAAUGUGAUCAAAAGACGGGGAAUAAGAAAUUAACCAUAUUUCAAUGGGUGGCUCUGCAAGAUAGGAAAUAGGUUAAAUGUGAACAAAAUCAACGUCUUAUAGUAUAGAAGAAUCUGAAGCAAAAUGAUGGUGUGGAUUUACUUUACAGUAUCCAUGCCUACUGAAUAAAUUUAAUUGGUGGAGGCUAGCUAGAAUCGCAUGAUUACUCCAAAAAUAGCACAUUCUCAUCCGGUUUAUGCUACAGAAAACAAACAAGCAAUUAGUUGACUGAGGGAGGGUUAAACCAAAAAAUUAGCAAAGAUUGACAGGCUGGAUGAGGGUCAAUGUCCACCUCAUGCAAUUAAAAUAAAUAUAACUCAAAUUUGCAGCUUACCUGAAUAUUGACAGGCUGGGAGAGUGUUAGCGUCCACCAACGUAAGGUUUCCAACCAGCAAAGUACGUAAAUCUAAUAUACUGUACAGAGUCAUCCCACAUUCGCCAGCUGAUGUAAAUUUUUUGAGAUAAGAUAGGAGAUAUGGGGUCAUCAUAAAAUAGGAGCAUGUCCAACUAAUUCAUUUUCCAAGCCUGCACGCGACUAGAUUGCAUCUCUUGUUUACAUCGAUGUAAAACAGGAGCACGCCCAGCUAUAUCGUUCUGUCCAGUGUGUAUCAAUAAAUAGCAAUGAAUAGGUACUUAACCAUUCAUCACUCACCUGAAGCAGUGUAAAAAUAUGAUAACCAAACCUGAAAAAGUUCAGUGUACUCCAGGUGUAUGCAGUGCUUUCACAGAGUUGACAAAGUGCUACAAAUGUACCAUGAAUUGGAAAAAGAAUACCUGAUCCUGCAUCUUGAAAUUUUUGGUAGUUGCUACCAUGUCUCACUUGUGUUAUGGUCUGUACCUAGAGAAUGUUCUGAAGCCUUCCACAUGGAGACCCUCAACAACUACAGGUCAAAGUGAAAAUACAUAUUUUUAUCAGGACGAUUCAAGUUUAAGAAAAGUCGCAUUUGUGUUCUUUAGCAAUAUUAGGUAACCGAAAGGUAUGAUCAGCCAUGAUGGCAGUGUUUCGUCAACUCAACUAACAAAAAAUUAUACUCCCUAUCAGCAAGUCAAUGAAAUUGUGCAUUGAGAUCAUGGUUACUUGAGCUUAAAUGAUUGGUGAUUAUGAGGGUGCCACGAGCGCAGCUUGUUUUUCCACAUUUUCAAGGUAUGAUCGGCCAUGAUGGCAGUGUUUCGACUAACUCAUAACAGAGAAUUAUACUCCCUAUCAGCAAGUCAAUGACAUUGUGUAUUGAGAUCAUGGUUACUUGAGCUUAAAGGAUUGGUGCUUAUUAGGGUGCCAUUCUUUGUUGCUCGUAGCGUGCAGCUUGUUUUUCCACAUCGUUUUGUGCUGUACCUCUUUCCUGUUUCCUACUAUGCCUUGUUCUGCAAUAGAGCAGAUUCACAAUGAUGGGAUUGUCAACCUAAUAUAGUAGCAACAUCCCAACUUGAUUCUAAAUUUAAAUGGCCGGACAUGGUACUUUUCAGUAUCAGGGACAGUCUAAUUCAUUCAAAAUAGUGGAGCUUAUCCAUAAUAGAGAAGAAAAAAAAUAAAAAAUUUGUUGCAGCCUAUUAAAAAGAGACAGGGAGGUGGGCUGGGUUCUAGUCCAGGCACGGAACGUAAAAUUACACUGACCCAGAUAUAAUUUUCUGGCUAGGGACGGUGGACUAGCUUUUCCCCAAUCGCAAAACGGUGGCUUGGCUGGAGGCAAUGUCUGGCUCGGUCUAUCGACCAUUAGUGUUUUGAGUUUUAGCCGCUCGAGUUGUGUAGGUAGACUAAAAACUUCAUAUCGGUAAUAAAUACUACCUCCGUCCCAAUUUAGUUGUCGCAGAAAUGGAUAAAAAUGGAUGUAUCUAUAUCUAAAAUACGUUUAGAUACAUCCAUUUCUGCGACAAGUAAUUCCGGAUGGAGGGAGUAAUACUUUAUAUGAGGUGUAUUUGUUUUUCCAAAAGUCAAAUGAGUGCAUGUUUGACCGAGUUUUUAGAAAAAUAUAUCAUAUCCACAAUAUGAAAUUUAUGUCAUUUGAUCCAUCAUUAAAAGUAGUUUUGUAUUUUAUCUAUAAUCUUUGGUCAAACAUUCAAAUGGUUGACUUGCACGGAAGUCAAUACACCUUUUAUUCUGGAACGGAGAGAGUAAUAGCUUGCUCCUUCUGCCAUCAAGUUAUCCCUGAGAGUCAUAAGAAUCCUCUGUUUCUCCUUGUUGAAUCUUUUGCUCGUUAUGGAGCUGUCCACUAUCUAUACAUGUGUAGUUCUUUAUUCAUUAUGCAGCCUUCUGUUAGUACUAGUUUGGUGUGCUAUUUUGAAGCAAAAACUCUAGGAACCACACUACGGUGAUUGCUCUUGUAAAGCAUAAAACCGUAUGCUGAUUUAUUGCUAUAUUGCUAAAUGGUGCAAAAUGGAAUAUCUGCUUUUAUUGUGCCAUGUCGCUUAUGAUAGUGUUCUGUUCUGCCACUCCUGGAUAACUCUAAUGUAGUGUUAAUCAACGACCAAGCAGUGCAAUUAAUAUUUAUAUCAGAAUGGAUCUUGGCUUGUGCGUCCCAUCUGUUUAGCUGUGUGUUGCUGGAGGAUGUAAAAGCAUGCUUGACUACUUCAUUUCUUAAGAUUAUGGAUGCUGUACCAUGUCUUCUUACCUGAA